AAUAAUUGGUUGUCUCGGUAGACGAGCAAGUACAGUUGGCACAUUCCUAGGAAAAUCCAUUUACGUUCCGUGUAGUUCCCGCUUAAAUAUGCAAGAAUCAUACCCCGUAAUUGCAAAGGUUCCAACCCACAUCUUCACUUGGGGCAAAUGGAUCGAAGAAUCUCUCGGAGACCAAAAAGAGAUCGUUCUGUGCAUCACCGGUAACCCAGGUUUGCCCGGCUUCUAUACGAAAUUCCUAUCGACGGUGUACGAGUGCUUGAACAAGGAGCUUCCUGUGUGGGUCAUUGGUCAAGCAGGUCACGAUGAGGCAGAUGAUAGUCCGUACAAAAAGCCCGUUCCACCCUUGGAAGGGAACGAAAAUUUGUACAAUUUACAAGGCCAGCUGCAACAUAAAAUAGAGUUCAUCCGUAAAUACGUUCCGGAGGACGUAAAAAUACACCUCAUUGGUCAUUCGAUCGGAGCGUACAUGGCGCUGGAGUUGUUGAAGAUUCCUGACAUUAGUGAUCGUGUUCAACAUUGCUAUUUUCUUUUUCCUACGCUGGAGCGUAUGGCCGGAUCGAAAAACGGAUUCAUUGCUACCAGACUCGUCAACCCAGUGUGGUCUGCCUUGCGUUGGUUCUACCGCAUGUUCGCUCUACUGCCACUUUUUGUACGGACCUGGAUCAUAUACCUUUACUAUCUGGUGGAUGGUAUUCCGAAAUACUACCUUGGAACCGGCCUCAAGUACAUGAAUCCGGAUGUGAUUGAUAAAAUAUGGUUCCUCGCAAUGGAUGAAAUGAAGAAGGUCAAGGAGCUUGACGUAGAAACGCUCACGAAGAACAAGCAGCGGAUAAAGCUGUACUACGGCACUGUGGAUGGCUGGGUACCGGUAAAGUACUAUCACGAGCUUAAACAACGGAUCCCGGAUAUCGAAGCGGAACUUUGCACCAGAAAAUAUGAACAUGCGUUCGUUUUACGGUCUGCAGCACAGAUGGGUUAUUCGGUUGGUGAGUGGAUUUUGAAGUAUCGUGUUUAAAAUUUAACACUAAGCUAAAAGUGAUAAAAUUCGGGCGCAAUGUUAAUGAACAAUAAUAUAUUAUUUGGGAUGGUUCA
Anopheles coustani is the source of this 1092-nucleotide messenger RNA. It is a transcript of the gene sturkopf, whose product is annotated as lipid droplet-associated hydrolase. Lineage: Eukaryota; Metazoa; Arthropoda; Insecta; Diptera; Culicidae. The transcript has 2 exons. Gene Ontology annotation, molecular function: lipase activity. The coding region runs from base 89 to 1015 and encodes 308 amino acids. Gene Ontology annotation, biological process: lipid storage. The record is from RefSeq and is a predicted model, not a curated record. Gene Ontology annotation, cellular component: lipid droplet.